AGCCUCUUCAACGACUUUGUUUUCUGCUCGAUCUGGUUUUGUUACCAGCUCAAUGCACACGUCCUGAACCCAGGACUCUCUCUCCCCUUUCCCCUAGUGGCAUGUCCAGCGGCAUUGAAGUCCCCGGCCAACGACGUCCCGGCAUUUGGUCCUACUUUAGUUUCGCGGGCACACGGCGACGACCGCUCUCCGUCUCCCUGCCACGCACCUUCGACCCCCAUCGCGAUCCUCACGACAAGACAGACCGACGCCGGUCAAACAACUCGAACGGCUUCAUGAGUGACUUCAAGACCUCCGCGAACAUGAACCAGGGGCAGCGGGUGCGCUACCUGAAGACGGGCGGCAUCAUCGCCUUCAUUGUGCUCGUCUUAUAUUUCGUUGCGCCCCGGAGUGGCCUGUCGACGGCUGUAGACACAUCAGGCGGCAACACAGCAGCGGGCGGCGUCGCGGCAAAAUGCGUCAAAUCCUUCUCCAAGGACAAGCCGCUGAUCCAGUACGCGCUCAUGAUCGACGCCGGCAGCACAGGCUCCCGCAUCCACGUCUACAAGUUCAACAACUGCGGCCCUAGCCCUGAGCUCGAGAGCGAGAUCUUCGAGCAGACGCCCAAGAAAGAUGGUGGCUCAGGCCUGUCGUCGUACGGCGCUGAUGCCGAGGGCGCCGCCAAGAGUCUGGAUGUCCUCCUCGAUGUGGCGGUGAAGAACGUACCCCCGGAGUACCAAGCAUGCACGCCCAUUGCCGUCAAGGCCACGGCUGGUCUGCGCAAGCUCGGCGAGGAGAAGAGCAGCAACACCCUCGCUGCUGUCCGUAACCGUUUGGAGAACGCCUACCCGUUCCCUCUCGUCUCUGAAGAGAGAAAUGGUGUCGAAGUCAUGCCCGGUGAGAUGGAGGGCGUCUACGCCUGGAUCACAAUCAACUACCUACUGGGCAAGGUUGGAGGACCCGACAAGAACCCCACAGCCGCCGUUCUCGACCUCGGCGGCGGCUCCACGCAAAUCGUCUUCGAGCCUACCUUCCCUGACAGCCCCCGCGGCGGUCUGCCCACCGAACUCGCAGAAGGCGACCACAAGUACAAGCUGGAAUUUGGCAGCCACGUCUUCAAGCUAUACCAGCACUCGUACCUGGGCUACGGGCUAAUGGAAGCGCGCAACAACCUCCACAGCACCAUCCUCGACUCCCUGUACACACAAAACAAAGACUCAGGCAGCAAAGCAUACCUCGACAGCCCCAUCGUAAACCCCUGCAUCGCGCCCGGCAUGAGCCGCGAAGUCAACGUAGCCAUGCCAGCCGACCACCCCCUCGGCGCAACCGUAAAAGUAAACAUGACAGGCCCCCUCACAGCCGCCCCCACGCAGUGCCGCGGCUGGGCAGAGAAAACCCUGCACAAAGACGACGAGUGCAAAAUCGCCCCCUGCGCUUUCCGCGGCGUCCACCAGCCCCCCUUCGAGCAGACAUUCGCCUCCGAGGCCGUCUACCUGCUCAGCUACUUCUACGACCGCACACAGGACCUCGGUAUGCCUGAGUCGUUCACCCUGCGCGAGCUGGGCGACUUGGCGCAGAAAGUCUGCCAGGGCGAGAAGGGCUGGGAUGUGUUUCAGGGCGUGCCUAAUGCUAUGGAUGAGCUAAGGGGACGGCCCGAGUGGUGUCUUGACCUGAACUUUCAGCUUGCCCUGCUGCAUACUGGGUAUGGCAUGCCGCUUGAUCGCGAGGUUAAGAUCGCGAAACAGGUCAAGGGGAAUGAGCUGGGUUGGUGUCUGGGUGCUAGUUUGCCCCUCCUCGAGGCCAACUCGGGCUGGCAGUGCAAGAUCAAGGAGAUUCACUAGUCGCGGUCUCCCUUGCUCUAUUGAAUCUGCCCCGUCGCGAGGCGGGAGUAGUCAUGUUAUCGAAUAGAUCUUUUUUGGAUGUCGGCAUGUUGGCGUUUUUGGGACUGUUGGACCCCGGUUGUUUUGUUUUGUUUUGUGGGAGGUGUACGACGCAUGUGGUAUGGUAGACUUUGUGCUUCGUAUUCGCUGGGUAUUGGGCGGACGGGAGAUGGUGCAGUCAGGCAAUUAGUAUCAUGCUAGAAAGACUGAAAUCCAAAUGCUACACAUUCAACAAACAGAGACUGAUGGGAUAUCAAAC
Dothidotthia symphoricarpi CBS 119687 is the source of this 2118-nucleotide messenger RNA. Its product is annotated as guanosine-diphosphatase. The record is from RefSeq and is a predicted model, not a curated record. Gene Ontology annotation, biological process: nucleoside diphosphate catabolic process; protein N-linked glycosylation. The coding region runs from base 102 to 1820 and encodes 572 amino acids. Gene Ontology annotation, molecular function: GDP phosphatase activity; UDP phosphatase activity. The transcript is spliced from 3 exons. Lineage: Eukaryota; Fungi; Ascomycota; Dothideomycetes; Pleosporales; Dothidotthiaceae. Gene Ontology annotation, cellular component: membrane; Golgi apparatus.